GUCAGUUAUCGAAGUGUCAAAAAUGACACACGCCUUUUGUCCACCUAGCUUCUUUAAAUAAUUACUUUGUCUACUUAGCGUUGUGGUAAAGUGGGCUGCUUUGCACUUCGAUCAGUGUAGUCAGACAUUCAUCCUCGAAGGAGGUAGCUACUCUUGUUCUUCAAACAGCUAUAGUACUUGUGAGUUAUAGGUGUUCGUCCUUGGGGUAGUUGAAGUAUAUUCUUGGUCUUAACAAGUAUCAUGGACGGUACUACACCUAGAACUGCGUUCUCGGUCAGGGAUAUUCUUAACAUGCCCGAAUGUAAAGAGAAAGAGGUCGAGACGAAAGGCACGAAAGAACUUGAUGGGUCAAUGAAAGGACCCUCAACAGAACACACAGACAGACCACCAAGUCGAGAUGACAAGGAUCUUAAAGAAUCGACCAUAAAAGGUAAGAAUAUGAGAAUAUCAUAAGUUCUCCUUGUAUUUUUCAUGUAUAGUUGCAUCUGUACCAAUCUACCAAUCUGCAGCUUUCAAAAAUAUAAUACCAAAUGUCUAUUUCAUGUCAAUGUCCUUAGCUUAAGAUAUUCUAGUCAAGACUCUAUUCAAUCUAAAGAAAGUACAGGAUUAAAUGAAGUAUACCACCCGCGUUAAAGCGCUUCAUUGAAAUCGAUCUCGUUCUUUGAAAAUCCCUGUGAUUUUUCUUCCGCGAUUGUGGCGGUCCCGGAGUAGACAAUAUUGAAGAGUAUUCGAGACGUUAUAUAGUUGAAAAAUCCAACUAGACCAGAAAAUAUAGAAAAGUGCUUCGUCCUUCGACGUUUCGGCUCACUCUUCGAAUUACCUUCUGUAUACUUUCCAGGUAUUUAGAUUUUUCAAAUUAAAAGAAAGCAAAGACAAUGAAUUAUUUGAAGAAAACGAUCCCAAUCAGUUAGCGCUAUAGAAUUGCACCAUUCUUAUAAAAGUCCCGCUUUAAUUAUUGUUCUGGAAUAGUUGAUGAAUUAAAGUUCUUCUGGAUAAAACGAAUAUUUUAAAGAGAGGGGCACUUUUAGACAGCGCAUUGGAAUCAUUUUCUUCAAUUGACAGGAUGUUGCCAUGAGUUGCACUUGUGAAUCAAAGGUUGUCAAUUGACCUGAAGGGCUUUCUCUUUCUAAAGUGAAUUGGUUUUGAGUAGAAAAAGAUAUCAAAAGACAAAGGAAUACAUUAUUGAACGUAUCUUGUAUAGCAUCUUGAGUUACUGGCUAUUUAAAGUCUAAGAAAAGCUAAACGCGAAUGCGAUACUCGCUCAUUCCGACUUAGCCAAAAACAACAUUUCCGGCAGAAAGUAUUAAUCGUUUGGCUUUGUCGUACAGAUUCUUAAUCAGUUAAUGCUAGCCUGCAUAUAUACAUAAAGACAUUUCGGUAGUUAUACUUAAGUCUUAGUAAAGCUGCCGUGGUUUGUGUCUAAGCUACGUGAAGAAUAUGACAAAACCGGUCGACGUUUCUAGCGUCGUCUAUAGUGGUUAAAUAUAUCUAACUUUGCUAAGCGACGAAGAGCCUUCGCGCGAGGGUUUUUCAGUGAACUUUUUUAGGACGUAUAUGUAUUCUUUGAACUACCGAUAAAACCAGAGUGAUCUUUGUCAUUGACAUUGAUAUCAAAAGCUUCAAUUUGCUAAUCUCUGCAUUACCGGUUUUGUUUUAUAUCCCAUACAACCCAAGAAUCUCGAGUCUACCUACUCCUAAGUUUAAUUUUUGUAUUAUAUUUCGAGUACAUAUAACAAUUUAACACUACAAGGUGAAGGUGGUCACACAAGGUCGAUGAUGGCCAAAAACAAUGGGAAUAAAAUGAUGAUGUGUCAUCUAAUUCUCUCGAACUAAUUACAUUUCCCCGCCUAUUUCGAAGAUAAUGUCGCCAAUCAGUUAACAUUAAAAGCUGGUUAACACCAUGAAAGUUGCUUCAAAGUGUGCAAAUCUUUUAUUUUAGUCUUGGGUUAGUUUAAUUCAUCAACCAAAGUUGCCCCGCGGACAAUUGGAACGGAAUUUAUUUAAGAACAAAGCAGUUCCACAUGCAUUGCUAAUAUUUCGAGUCUUUGAGAGUCGUAUCAAUUAAUCCCUAUAUAGCUAUCAAUGCUACCUGAUGGUUAACCCCUGCGAACGGGAAUGAGUUUACGAGAGCCGGUUUACGUGCAUGAGAGUUUCAUCAAUUCUCUGAGAGUUGACUGGAUAUUACCGCGCGCACUUUCAGUCAUGCAAACAUAAACUCUUAUCAACUUUCAUUAAUUGAACCAGGGGUUGAAGGAAGGCCCAGUACUGCUAUUCAUCCAUCGGAUAGCGAUUCUUUCAACGGUUGUAUAAAAACACUUGAAAAGCUACAAAACUAGGGAUAUGGAGUUCAGAAUUGACACAUAAGAAACUUGAAUUUAUAACUACUAAAGUUAAUCUGUGGGUUAGAAACAAACCACGGCAGUUUGUUAGCUUAUUGUAGAAUAUUACCUACACUAAAGAACCCCACGUUUAAGAUAACUAUAAUAUAUUUUUCUCUUCUCUAACAGAGAAACAAUCAAAACUGACGCUGUCGAGUUCUGAAGUCGAGCGACAAGAGACCCAAAAGGCGAAACAGAAAAAACGAAAACGACGCGUGCUCUUCACAAAAGCACAAACGUUCGAGCUAGAACGCAGAUUUCGCCAGCAAAGAUAUCUAUCUGCGCCGGAACGGGAACACUUGGCGAGAAUGAUAUGCCUCACACCGACACAGGUCAAGAUUUGGUUCCAAAACCACAGAUACAAACAGAAACGACACAUCAGCGAACACGGGGAAGACGCUUUCGAUAGCCUCAGCAUGGCGCACGGUAUUCCUUAUCCAAUGUUCCUACGAGAGGGCUUAGUCUACCACAAUCCCACAGGAAAUUACACGUCCUACUUCCCACCGCAUGGCCAUGGAGGAGAAUUUUGUAAUGUCUAUUCUACUCAUCUCCCAACGUCGCCAUAUUUUACUACUACGCCUUGUCACAGUUGGUGAAGAAUUAUAAAAUGUAUGAUUCAAAUUGGACUCUCAAACAUUAAGGCUCGGGUUUACACUAUCAAAGUUUCUGUGAUCACAGUAGGAAUUUUGCAUAGGUAAAAAGAAUUUUGCAUAGUUUUGAAGAAUUUGUAUAAGAAAUCUUUGAGGGAAUUGACUCAGUAUUAAACAGUGAGUCAGUUUCCUGAAAUAUAUCUUAUAAAUUCUUCAAAACUUAGAAUUUACCUAUGCAAAAUUCCUACUGUGAUCACAGAAACUUUGAUACGGUGUAAACCCGAGAGCCGUCUUAUAAUAUAUAUUUCAUUUAAUGAAAGCUGUAAGCGGAGAGUUUAUAAAACGAACAAUAAGUUAUCGUGGUUUGUUUCUGAACUAGCUGAAAAGAUUACAUACGCUUCGAAGAAGUCCUUUCGCUCAAAAUUCAAUGUGUUCCGUUUAUGCUAGUUCACCGAGAAACAAAUCACUGCAGCUUAUUGAAGAACACUAUACCAACAUUGCAAGGAAACCCACAUUUAAAAUGUGGAUAAACUAUUAAUCGUUGGAAUAAAACCGCUGAUGCAAUUCAUAAAUCUUCAAAAAAAAGUCAUGGACAGUAUUAAAGUUGACUGUACCAUCGAUAUAUGAUGGAUUAAACUGUUUGAAGAAGACAUUUAAAAGUAAAAACUUGUAAAUAGUGUAAGGUAUUUAUUUCAAAGCAAAUGUACAGAUAGUUUAUAUUGAAGUUAAAAAGAAUAGAAUAGUGAUAUGAUAAUUCGUUUCUUUGAGUUUCUGGUAUGCCCUUGUUUCACAAUUGGAUAAGAUACCGACUCUGAUUGUAUUGGCUGUGUAAAACUUAGAAGAAGGAAAGAUAGCCCGCGGAUGAAACGGAAUAACUGUCUGUUAAAAAUAGGUGAAAGAUAAUUUACGAAGGACAAAGCAAAGCUCAAUUAGCUGAUCGAGU
Molecule: messenger RNA, 3911 nt
Organism: Paramuricea clavata
Lineage: Eukaryota; Metazoa; Cnidaria; Anthozoa; Malacalcyonacea; Plexauridae
Source: the annotation of a GenBank genome assembly